AUGCUGUACCAGCUGAUUCGUUGCAACUGUCCCUUUCAUGAGACAGUCUUUCGAGUCAACACCCCAAUUGGACCGAGCAUCCAUGGCCUGCCUUGCCGAAAGCCACGGGACUUGUGUCGGCAGCUGCGUGCAGAUCCACGCAACGAGGUUUACACACCACCCCAAUCAUUUCCACCCAACCGGACCAACUGGACCAAGGCUGAGACCACCCCGCCGGAGAUCUUGAGGCGGCACUACCGACGCCUGGCGCGAGAUAUCCAUCCCGACAAGCAUCCGGACAACGUGGAAGAAGCGACCCGCCGGUUCCAACAAGUCACAGAAGCAUAUGAGGCCAUCGCCACCCGGCUGAAGCUCUGA
This is a messenger RNA of Cladocopium goreaui, 357 nucleotides long. The record is from the annotation of a GenBank genome assembly. Lineage: Eukaryota; Dinophyceae; Suessiales; Symbiodiniaceae.